UCAUUCUCCAGCCCCUCCCCGGCGUGGGUUCCAAGCUGAGCGCAGCUGCUACUAUAGGCGCUGCUGUUCACCUAGCACACACAUACAGACUUGCUGAGUGUGACACACUCACCCACCCACACGGCCACUCCGGGACUCCCCAGAGUGCUCUCUCCCUCCUUCACACACUCACGCGCUCAGACUCACGCACAGGCACGCAGGCACUGAGCGGAUAGCUUCUAGCCUGCGGUUGGCACUCUCAUUUCCCUGUACCAGCCUGGCAGCGCGGAUGGCAUCUACGGGCUCUGGCUUUUGGUCCUUCGGGUCCGAAGAUGGCUCCGGAGACCCGGAGAACCCCAGCACAGCUAGAGCCUGGUGCCAGGUUGCCCAGAAGUUCACCGGAGGCAUUGGAAACAAACUCUGUGCCUUGCUGUAUGGAGACGCUGAAAAGCCAAUGGAAACUUCCGGCAGCGAGAAGGAGACUCAGGGAUCAGCCGAUAAAAAGACUGUCUGUACUUGCAAUCAAAAGCCCUGUAGCUGCCCCAAAACGGAUCUCAAUUACGCGUGUUUACACUCAACAGAUCUGUUGCCAGCAUGUAACGGAGAAGUGGCCACUUUGUCUUUUCUCCAAGAUGUAAUGGACAUUUUGCUUCAGUAUGUGGUGAAGAGUUUUGAUAGAUCAACAAAGGUGAUUGAUUUCCAUUACCCAAACGAGCUUCUUCAAGAACAUAAUUGGGAAUUGGCAGAUCAGCCACAGACCCUGGAGGAAAUUUUGUCCAACUGCAGAACAACUCUAAAAUAUGCAAUCAAAACAGGUCAUCCUAGAUAUUUCAAUCAACUUUCUACUGGAUUGGAUAUGGUUGGAUUAGCAGCAGACUGGCUAACUUCAACAGCAAAUACUAAUAUGUUCACCUAUGAAAUUGCUCCAGUGUUUGUACUUUUGGAAUAUGUCACAUUAAGGAAAAUGAGAGAAAUUGUCGGCUGGCCGGGGGGCAGUGGUGAUGGGAUCUUUUCACCUGGUGGUGCCAUAUCUAACAUGUAUGCUAUGUUGAUUGCACGUUUCAAGAUGUUUCCCGAAGUCAAAGAGAAAGGAAUGGCAGCUAUUCCCAGACUGGUUGCCUUCACAUCUGAGCAUAGUCACUUUUCAGUAAAGAAGGGAGCUGCAGCCUUGGGGAUUGGAACAGACAGUGUGAUUCUGAUCAAAUGUGAUGAAAGAGGAAAAAUGAUUCCAUCUGAUCUGGAGAGAAGAAUUGUUGAAGCUAAACAAAAAGGAUUUGUUCCUUUCCUUGUGAGUGCCACUGCCGGGACCACAGUGUAUGGCGCAUUUGAUCCUCUGCUAGCUAUUGCUGACAUCUGCAAGAAAUAUAAGAUCUGGAUGCAUGUGGACGCAGCUUGGGGUGGCGGACUCCUGAUGUCCCGGAAACAUAAAUGGAAGCUUAAUGGCGUGGAAAGGGCCAACUCUGUGACAUGGAACCCUCACAAGAUGAUGGGCGUCCCCUUGCAGUGCUCAGCUCUGCUGGUGAGAGAAGAGGGGUUGAUGCAGAGCUGCAACCAGAUGCAUGCUUCUUACCUCUUUCAACAAGAUAAACACUACGAUUUGUCUUAUGAUACCGGAGACAAGGCUUUACAGUGUGGGCGCCAUGUUGAUGUUUUCAAAUUAUGGCUAAUGUGGAGGGCAAAGGGGACCAUCGGAUUUGAAGCACAGAUUGACAAGUGUUUGGAGCUUGCAGAGUAUUUAUACAACCUUAUAAAAAACAGAGAAGGAUAUGAAAUGGUGUUUGAUGGAAAGCCUCAGCACACAAAUGUCUGCUUCUGGUAUAUCCCCCCAAGUUUGCGGCACUUGGAAGACAAUGAAGAAAGAAUGAGUCGCCUCUUAAAGGUCGCCCCUGUGAUUAAAGCCAGGAUGAUGGAGUAUGGAACCACCAUGGUCAGCUACCAACCCUUGGGAGAUAAAGUCAAUUUCUUUCGCAUGGUCAUCUCAAAUCCAGCAGCAACUCAUCAAGACAUCGAUUUCCUGAUUGAGGAAAUAGAACGUCUUGGACAGGAUUUAUAAUCAUCCAGCCAACCAAGCUAUCCCAGCUCUCUAGCUAGACAAUUAAGUUGUCACAAACUGUGUGAAUGUAUUUGUAGUUUGUUCCAAAGUGAUUCUAUUUCUAUAUUGUGGCGUCAAUGUAGAGUACAGUUUAAAAAACCAGGAAACAUUGCUCCUUUUAAAAGUCCUUCUUUAAGUUUGAGGAUGAAUACCUCUUUCAUAAUCAGCAGUACAAUUAAUAAGGAAAAGCUGAACACUGUUUAAAAUGGUUCCCCCAAUUCCAGCAAAAUGAGCAAAGUUAGUAUGUAUUUUCGUUUCAGAGUAGUAGGCUUGAAUGGUGCCAAAUUUGCCCCCAAGAUUCACAAAAUGUUCUUUGGGGUACAGUAGGGAAAAAAGAUAAAGCAAAUAUAAAAUGUCUGUUGAAAAUAAAAACUCUUGCCUUUUUCAUAGUAUUAGAAAAGAAUUUCUAAUUUACCUAUAGCAACAUUUCAAAUGUAUUUAAAUACAUAUAAUUUUACAAAAGGAAAUAUAUAUAUAUAAAGAAGAUCCUAUUUUAUAAAGUAUAGAUUUUUAUUUUAUAUGGGUUAUUAAAACUUCUGGGGCAGAAAUGAAAAAACUAAGCAGAUUUUUUUUCUUCCAAUGGAGGCACAUGAGAUUCUUAGUAAUGCUUAUUUUGAAACAUAGACUCACAAAUUCUUAAAAUGUGGAACAAUUUAUUUCUACAUGUCUCACAGCUUGUCACAUCUCUAAGGUUUAGUAUUUCAAAAUCUCCCAAGAGCAUCUGAGCUCUUAAAAAUGCUUGAUCAAAUUAAUUACAGGACAAUAGGAUAUUCUUCCAAUUAAGUUUUCCACAUGGUCUUCCCUCAGCUGACCCACUUAGUACACAGUAUUUGCCAAACUUCAAUCUAAGAUUCUAAUAGGUUGAUUUUCUUUCUUCUGCCUUCCAGUGCUUUCCUCCCCUUUGAAAAGCUGAUGCUUAUUCUCAAAGCACCUUCCCAAAUAGCAUUGAAUUAUUAGGUCAUUCAGAUUAGGGAAAUGGAAAAUAAAGUCUAAUAGGGACUGAGCAGAAGUGAUUGAAGCAUGCUCCCAGGAUGCAAUAAGCCAAGAAAAUUAAACUCCCACUUGGCAGAAAAGAGAUCUAUGUAAAAAAAAAGAUCAAAUCUUUCUAUAUGUUAUAUAUCUUCAGUAGGUGACCAGGAAGAAGUCUUUUACUUCAUGGAAGCUUAUUUAUUAUCCCCACUUAUCUUUAAUGAAACAUUCAUUAAUAUUGGUAAUAUGGCAAGGGCAAUUAAAAUAACACAAAUGAUUCUUUUCCUCCAGUACAAGCUUAAAUUUUCCUAAUUUCCCAUAGUGGAACAUUCUCUUGAGUAGAUCUUUAAUUCAUUUGCUGUCUCUCCAAGAAUACAGAACAAUGAACAAAAUGUUUGGAGUAAGAGGUUCCCCAAGUUCGAAUAGCAAUUGACUCUUCUAGGUCUCUCCCUGCAGUCUCUUACAUUAGGCAUAUUAAAGGUAAUAAGGUAAGUGGACGUAUGUACUUGUCCUUAUGAAACAACAACAUAGGAGAAAGUGGGCACAGAUAAUUCUCUGAGCUCAUAUUGCAGACCCUGAUUACUUAUUUAUAAGCCAUCCCCUAAGCUCUCCUUACCUCCACAUCUGUUGAGAAAUUGUUCAGUGUCAUAGAAUCUCUACACAGUAAAACUACAGGUGCAGAGACUGAAGUAAGAAUACUCAUGAUUACAUACCUAAUCCUGCUCCUGAUCAAAAUAAAGUAGAAAAAGGAGAUGCCCUGCCUGGAAAUAGCAGCUAGCUAUCUACCUGUCUAUUUGAGUGAAAUAGUUAACUCUUGCAUCCUUUCUUCUUUGUUUCUAUCAAGAACUUACUUUAAUUAUGCAUUGUUAAAAUGUAUGCUUAAGCAUAUAUGGCCUUUGGAGUUAGUUCUUCUUUCCCCUUAUCAAUGUAUUCACUGGAGACUUUAGAAAAUAACUUUUUAUAUAUGCAUAUGUAUUUAUUCUCCCAUGGAACAAGAAUGUCAUUUGAAUAUUUGUUUUGCAGCCAAGCUUCCUAUUCCUUCCUAUGAACUGACCUUCUGGAUUCAGUGCUUGAUUAUGUGUUAUGAGCUUUUGUGAAAGGUACCAGCAAUUACUUGUGAUGUUUAUUAAACUAGAGCUCUAACAAGCCCAUCCUUCUUGAAGAAGACAAUGAAGUUCAAUCUUCUGAUCUCUUCCCUUUGUAAGCCAGGUUGCCCAUUCCCUUUUGGUGCCAUCAGUUAACUUAAAGAGGAUGCCAUUUUCUGUGACCAUAAGCUAAUAUGAUUCAAAAGUUGAAAUCUUUGCACCUGAAUAUGAAAUUAUACCCUAGUUUUUACAGAAAAAGUCCCUGUUCACUCAACCUCAUGGAGGCCAUUUCUCCAUGUUUAAGAAUAUUUUUGCCUAACACUAUGCAGCUAAGUCCCCAUCUAUCUAUAACCCAAUGGAUAAGGGCACAAUCAAAAGCCCAAGUAGUACCAGAGACUUUCGAUUAAAAUAAUUUAAAGUUUAUCUACAUUCCCCUGCUAAAAGGAAAACAAAAGUCUUAGAAUUAUCCCAGAUUCCCUUUGCCAUGUCCAACAUAUGUGAGACUGCUCUUUACAAUCUUGUAAAGAAGUUUUGGUUUUAGCUUUAACUAGAAUCAACAUGGCCAUUUUUGUUUCUGAAGCAAUAUUAUGUUUCUUUCUUUCUUUAAAAUACUUGAAAAAAAGUGCGGUGCGUUUUUAUUUUAUCUGAAAUGUAGAAACGGUACUGACUUUGUGUAAUGUCACAAGGAUGUGAAGAAAGCAAGAAAGGGAAACAAAUUGUGUCUGUAAUUGUGUUGCCUUUUAUUCUAUUGAUAGUCCUGUCUCGUCGCCUCAGAUUGAGGCUGUGCACUUUAGAUUUAAACUGUACAGUGUUGCAAAUCAACAUGUGUUACUGUAUAAGCUUGUUCAAUAUAUUAUGGAUAUGUCACUUUCUGUGUGGUAGUUGUAUUGAAUCUUGAUAUUGUAAGAACUACAUACACAUUUGUCCCUGUAUUAUCUCUUUGCUCAGUUGUCCGACUUUCAUAUCAGCUCUAAUGCAGAACAUGCCCUUGCUGCUAACCUCCUUCCUAGGAGAUUCACUAUGACAAGAGUAGGGUGUUUUAAUGAAAAUAAAGAUAAGAGUCUCACUUCGUCUAGGAGGAUAGAAAAAAAAAAUAAAACGAUUACAGCAGCAUCUCAAUCUGCUGAAGUCAACGAUAUUCCAUCUGCGGGGCAAAUAGAAUAUAUUCUCUUCCUUAUACUAAGAGCAAAGGGCAUGGGUGAAGACAUAGUACAUGGAGAAGGAAGAGGGGGGAUAAAUAACUUGGUUUCACCUUGCACGUGCACUUCUGUUUUUCAAUGCUACGUACAAACACUGUAUAUUUAUAAGUUGUGUGUACCACAACACAGGACACAUCAGGUCUUUCAGGAGGUCAUGGGUAUUUUCCCUCACUACUUCAUUUCCUGCAGCCAGAAAAAAAGACAUAUGUCAACCUGUUCUUCUGACCAAAUAGAAACUUGUGUUUGAUCAAAGUAUUUUAUCUGUGUUGUCUCUUGAAACCCAAAUAAAAGCAGAAAAUGUGGUUACACAUCAA
Sarcophilus harrisii (Tasmanian devil) is the source of this 5638-nucleotide messenger RNA. It is a transcript of the gene GAD2, whose product is annotated as glutamate decarboxylase 2. The transcript is spliced from 16 exons. The record is from RefSeq and is a predicted model, not a curated record. The coding region runs from base 269 to 2032 and encodes 587 amino acids. Gene Ontology annotation, cellular component: cytoplasm. Lineage: Eukaryota; Metazoa; Chordata; Mammalia; Dasyuromorphia; Dasyuridae. Gene Ontology annotation, molecular function: pyridoxal phosphate binding; glutamate decarboxylase activity. Gene Ontology annotation, biological process: GABA shunt.